AUGUCUCCCCAUUCAGCAAGCCCGGAGCCAGGAGGCCCCCAGGCCAGGCUCAUGGAUCAGGCCGGGAAAGGCGGCUCUCCAAAGCCAACGUGGACAGUGGGCCACCUGCUCAGGGUGGAAGAUUCCAUCACAGGUCCCAGCGAAGUCAGGAAGGCUGGGAUCAGCCGUCCUGGGGCCCGGAGGCCUGGAGACCAGCUCCAGGAACAGUUAAGCUAUGCAGGGCCUGGAGACUGGUGGGCUUACUGCCUGAGCCCCGUGCUACCGGCGCUGGCGGCCGAUCAGACAUUGGGGGGCCUCACAUGGGAGCCCAUUUGGCCAGACGGCCUGGGGAGGGUGGCGCAACAGACCCACGGGGCCUGCCAGGGGCAGGCACCCAGAAGAGCCCGCAAGAGAGCGGAAGGUGGUGCCAGCUCCAAUGUCUUCUCCAUGUUUGAUCAGUCCCAGAUCCAGGAGUUCAAAGAGGCCUUCACCAUCAUGGACCAGAACCGGGACGGCUUCAUCGACAAGGAGGACCUGAGGGACACCUUUGCUGCCUUGGGCCGCAUCAAUGUAAAGAAUGAGGAGCUGGAAGCCAUGGUGAAGGAGGCGCCUGGACCCAUCAACUUCACCGUCUUCCUGACCAUGUUUGGGGAGAAGCUGAAGGGUACGGACCCCGAGGAGACCAUCCUCCAUGCCUUCAAGGUGUUUGACACUGAAGGGAAAGGUUUCGUUAAGGCUGAUUUCAUCAAAGAGAAGCUCAUGACCCAGGCCGACCGGUUCAGUGAGGACGAGGUCAAGCAGAUGUUUGCGGCUUUCCCACCAGAUGCGUGCGGUAACCUGGAUUACCAGAACCUGUGUUACGUCAUCACGCAUGGAGAGGAGAAGGACUAGCAGGCCAGGGAACCCCCCCACACAUUCAGAGGUAGCAAACUCCCUUGGUGUUUAGGGGGCGACCCCCGGUGAGCCCCCUGCAGCCAACAUGUGCAAAGGAGUGUCUCCCCACGUCCCCCUGUCCCCAGCUCAGGGGCAAAGCAAGAAUAAAGAAUGCUAACAAGGCCUGCGUUUUCGUGAUUAAUGCUCCGGUUGGGGAGAAAGCGAAACAUUCCUGCGUUGUUGGUUUUUCCAAAACUUUUUUUUUUUUUUUUACUUCCCCGGCUUUGCUCAAAUGUUCCUGAUGAGCUGGUGUUUAGAACUAAUUGACAGUUUUAAUGAUCCCCAGCUGGACCACAGGACAUGCCUUCAUUUAGGAAGCUUUUACUGAGCACCUGGGGCAAACCGGGUGCCGGUCUGGGAGGGGGACACACAGAGGAGCCAACCCUGUCCCUGGGCCGUAAGGUCGUGCAGUGAGCAGGACAAGAUGUGGGGUUCGAGGUUCUUCUACUUUCUUCACAUCCUCAUCAGCACUGCUAUUUUUGUGUUUUUUUCUUUUUUAUAUAUUUUUUUAA
Neogale vison (American mink) is the source of this 1424-nucleotide messenger RNA. It is a transcript of the gene MYL10, whose product is annotated as myosin light chain 10. Gene Ontology annotation, molecular function: calcium ion binding. The transcript has 8 exons. Gene Ontology annotation, cellular component: cytoplasm; mitochondrion. Lineage: Eukaryota; Metazoa; Chordata; Mammalia; Carnivora; Mustelidae. The coding region runs from base 1 to 870 and encodes 289 amino acids. The record is from RefSeq and is a predicted model, not a curated record.